Molecule: messenger RNA, 1158 nt
Organism: Sugiyamaella lignohabitans
Lineage: Eukaryota; Fungi; Ascomycota; Dipodascomycetes; Dipodascales; Trichomonascaceae
Gene: AGX1
Product: alanine--glyoxylate transaminase
Exons: 1
Coding region: 1-1158 (385 amino acids)
Cellular component (GO): peroxisome
Molecular function (GO): L-alanine:glyoxylate transaminase activity; L-serine:pyruvate transaminase activity
Source: RefSeq, a predicted model, not a curated record
AUGUCUUCUCAGGCUGAACAUGAUCUCACUCUUAUUCCUGGUCCUAUCGAAUUCGAUGACCAGGUGCUCAAUGCUAUGAGCCAUCCUACUGUGGCCCAUACUGCCAAACCUUUUGUGUCGACUUUUUCCCAGGUCCUGAAAUCUCUGAGAACUCUUUUCUUCAGUAAAGAUCCCAAGGCUCAGGCUUUCGUCAUUGCUGGUUCGGGUACUCUCGGAUGGGAUAUCGUCAGUUCAAACUUGAUUGAAGCCGGAGAGAAUGCUCUCGUGCUCAAUACUGGAUACUUUUCUGAUUCGUUUGCCGACUGUCUCGGUGUUUACGGAGCCAAGGUUGAUCAGUUGAGAGCUCCUAUUGGUGACCGACCUGGUUUGAACGAGAUUGAGGCGGCUUUAAAAUCCAAAAAUUACAAGAUCAUUACCAUCACUCAUGUUGACACUUCGACUGGUGUUCUAUCUGAUAUCAAGGCCAUUUCCGAGGUCGUUCACAAGGUUUCUCCUGAUACCCUGGUUGUUGUUGACGGUGUUUGUUCUGUGGGUGUUGAGGAAAUUAGAUUUGAUGACUGGGGAUUGGAUUUUGUGUUGUCUGCUUCUCAAAAGGCCAUUGGCGCUCCUGCCGGUUUGUCUAUCUCAUUCGCUUCUGCUCGUGCAUUGGCUACUGUUGAGUCUCGUAAGACUCCUGUUGCAUCUUACUUUGCCAGUUUAUUGAGAUGGGCUCCUAUUAUGCGUGCUUAUGAGUCUGAUAAGCCUGCUUACUUUGCUACCCCAGCUGUUCAAAAUGUCUAUGCUCUUCACGAGGCUUUGAGACAAAUUACCUCGGGCGGUGAGUCUGCUAUUGUUGAGCGUUUCAAGGUUCACCAACAUGCUUCUGACCGUGUCAAGGAUACUGUUGAGGGACUUGGACUCAAGCUUGUUGCUGUUCGUCGUGAUAUUGCUGCCCACGGUAUGAGUGCUGUAUACCUUCCCGAAGGUGUUCAGAACACUGACCUUCUCCCUUGGUUCCUCAAGCACAAGGUUGUUCUUGCUGGAGGCAUUCACAAGGAAAUCGCUACUAAAUACUUCCGUAUUGGACACAUGGGUGUCUCUGUCACAAACCCAAGCUUGGGGCACCUUGACAAGAUCCUCACUCUCUUGCCUGAGGCUAUCAAAAGUGCCAAGAACUAG